Molecule: messenger RNA, 1494 nt
Organism: Dendroctonus ponderosae (mountain pine beetle)
Lineage: Eukaryota; Metazoa; Arthropoda; Insecta; Coleoptera; Curculionidae
Product: dymeclin-like
Exons: 6
Coding region: 1-1371 (456 amino acids)
Biological process (GO): Golgi organization
Cellular component (GO): Golgi apparatus
Source: RefSeq, a predicted model, not a curated record
AUGGACGUUGGCCAUUUAUUACUUCUAUCAAUGUUAUAUAAAAAGCCUAAAGAUAGUUGGGAAGUACUAGUUUUACUCAAUAAUAAAAAUGUUUGCAUAUUUUUAGGAUUAGCUUCAGAGCUUUGGUCUAUUUUAACAUUUUCAAAAAAAUCUGAAGAUGCCGAAGUAUCUGAGCAGAGUGAUUUCCAACGGGCUCCGCUGGCCACGCAAAGUAUAUUAUUGCUUUUAGUGUUGGUGCAUAACUGGGCUACCGUCAACAAUCCUUACAGGCUCAGCUUAUUUUCUUGUUCAAAUCAAGAUAAUAACCCCUUGCCACCAACUAACGAAAAUUCAAUCUUCAAAUUAGAUUUUCAGUCAUUGUACUUAACUAUUUGUAAAAAAGCUAAUGGAGAUGCACCCACUCUUCUACUGUAUUUGUUGUUACAUAGAAAUGCUUCGUUUAAAACAUUUCUUUUAAGUAGGCUGGAUAUACAGGGCCUGAUUAUACCAAUUCUAAAAACUUUGUACAAUGCACCAAAUAGCCAUAGUCAUCACAUCUACAUGUCCAUUAUUAUUCUACUUAUUUUAAGUGAAGACGAUGUUUUCAACAAAACUAUUCAUCAAACCAAACUAAAAAAUAUUACGUGGUAUACUGAACGCCAACUCACUGAAAUAUCAUUAGGAGGUUUAUUAAUUCUGGUUAUAAUUCGUACGAUUAAGUACAACAUGCUAAAAAUGAGAGACAAAUAUCUACAUACGAAUUGUUUAGCCGCCUUAGCAAAUAUGUCAUCGCAAUUUCGCGAUUUACAUCCUUAUAUAAGCCAAAGAUUAGUGUCUUUAUUUGAGACAAUGGCAAAAAAGUACCAGAAACUGCAUAGAAAACUACAAAACGGAAAAGAAAUCAAGCUAGAUGAGACCACCAUUCAGAUAAAUGAUUCGACAGAAUUAGAACAGGAUGUAAAUGUACUCGAAGAAGUACUGAGGAUGGUUCUUGAGAUAAUAAACUCGUGCUUAACUUCGCAGUUGACAAAUAAUCCAAAUCUGAUCUACACUCUACUCUAUAACAGACAGGUUUUUGAAGCGUUUCGAGACAAUGUUGUAUUUCAAGAUAUAAUUUACAAUAUCGAUAUCGUAAUCAAAUACUUCUCUGAUUUGCUAAAUACGAAAUCCAACCACCAAGAAGUAGAUGCAUCUCAGGUACUACAAGUUAUUCAACAGGGAGGGCGACAGUGGCCUAGAGAUAAAUUGGCUAAAUUUCCUGAUCUAAAGUUCAAAUACGUCGAAGAAGAGCAACCUGAAGAGUUUUUCAUACCUUAUGUAUGGGAAUUAGUCAACCAACAGUCAGUAUUAAAUUGGCAUAAUAGUUCCACAGUUAGUGUUGCCGUUUGCUAGCAAUUAAGCAAUGAUAUUAGCAAUUUAGCUGAAUCAAAUUUUAUAUUGUUAUGAAAAUGUCGUUUUUGUUUUACUUAGCCAUUAAUAUUGAUACACAGAAAUGAAACAUUGUAUAUAUUAUUA